This is a messenger RNA of Sabethes cyaneus, 889 nucleotides long. Its product is annotated as tachykinin-like peptides receptor 99D. The record is from RefSeq and is a predicted model, not a curated record. Gene Ontology annotation, biological process: G protein-coupled receptor signaling pathway. Gene Ontology annotation, molecular function: tachykinin receptor activity. Gene Ontology annotation, cellular component: plasma membrane. The transcript has 7 exons. Lineage: Eukaryota; Metazoa; Arthropoda; Insecta; Diptera; Culicidae. The coding region runs from base 1 to 807 and encodes 268 amino acids.
AUGAAUGGGCUGUCUGUCUCAAGCAACGAAAAAACACAUUUGAAAGAGUUGAACAGCUUUUACCUUCAUUUUAUUUUAAUUCUUGCUUCCAGCUCCGCAUUGGAAAUAGAUUUUAGUCUUCCUCUUUGGCAUCGAAUUAUGUGGACCAUAUUAUUCAUGUGUAUGGUUAUUACUGCAUCCGUUGGCAACUUGAUUGUCAUAUGGAUAGUUCUAGCUAACAAGCGAAUGAGGACAGUGACCAACUACUUCCUUGUGAAUUUAUCAAUUGCUGACACUAUGGUCUCAACGUUGAAUGUAACAUUUAAUUUUAUAUACAUGCUGAACGUUGACUGGCCGUUUGGCAACUUUUACUGUAAAAUAUCACAGUUCGUAGCCAUUCUCAGCAUUUGCGCGUCUGUUUUUACAUUAAUUGCUAUUUCAAUUGACAGGUAUAUGGCCAUAAUAAAACCACUCCGACCAAGAAUGGGAAAAUCUACAACUCUAUUUACGGCAGCCAUGAUUUGGAUAGUAGGUAGCGUUGUUUCUAGUCCUAUGUUGUUAUUUUUUACUACCUAUGAUCUAGAAGACAGAGUUGUUUGCUAUGCGGAAUGGCCUGACGGUCCAACAAACCAUUCACUGCUAGAACAUGUGUAUAAUGUAGUAUUCAUGUUUUUGACCUAUUUCUUGCCGAUUGGAUCGAUGUCUUUUACUUACGCUCGCAUAGGUUUGGAACUGUGGGGCUCAAAGAGCAUAGGCGAGUGUACGCAGAGACAACAAGAAAAUAUCAAAAACAAGCGAAGGGUAUUUUCUAAAAGGCGCAGAGUCUAGGCCAGAGUACACACCGCUUCACAAAAAAUGUGCACGCGAAGAGUUUUUUGCUUCACGGCCUAGAUCCGUGCAGGUUUAUGCC